Messenger RNA from Lactuca saligna, 279 nucleotides. The record is from the annotation of a GenBank genome assembly. Lineage: Eukaryota; Viridiplantae; Streptophyta; Magnoliopsida; Asterales; Asteraceae.
AUGGUGUCACAUCCUUAUCCGGAAGAAGAUCAAGUAGUGCCACGUACGCCUGAGGAAGAGAGCGAUUACAAUUCGAGGAUGUACCUACCUCCUAUUCUAGUAUCAACUGACGAGGAGCCAUUUGAAUAUGAGGAAAAGUCGAGUGAGGACGAGGAGCAUCCUGUCGAUGAGAUUGGUGGAGUGCAUGCAAACAGUUCACCCUACCCAGAUUCAACUUCCAACCAAGAUCGUGAGGAGACUCAGGAGGAGGACCCAACUGAGUCAGAUUCAUCGCCAUAG